GGGACUAUAAUUUUAGAUAGAGAAGAAGAAGUAAGGUGUCACUACUUCCGUUGUAGGUAAGUUUCUCUCCUCGCUUCAGCAAGCGCUCAUGUGGCGGCGCAGUCGUCGCUUGCCUAUUGCCUUCCUAAGCAAAACGGCAAACCCAACUUAUGCCUUAACCCACCCAAGGUUCGUCGAAUUUAUGCAAUCUUAAGAGUCUCCCACAAACCUUUAUAUUUCUCUUUAAACCGCACCGUUACUCUUCAUCUUCAACCUCCAGAUUUCAUACACCCAAAGGAAAGACAACAAAUCCCUCUCCUCUCCUCUCUCUCUCUCUCUCUCUCUGCGUCUCUGUUGUUUCUCUCCGGCUGAGUUCUCCUCCAUGGCCGGCCUGUGGGGACAGAGCUUUCACCACGUGGGAACCGACCCAUCAAUCAGCAGAAGCACCUCAUUGGCUAGGAGUACUAGCAGUGGGUCCUACUACAACAGCUACAUGGAGCAGGGAAGCAGCAACUACACGUUGAUGGAGAAAAGGCAGCUUUUUCUCAGAAGCUACCAGUUCAGCAGAAAGAAGAGCCUGACGGAGAGGAUAAAAGGGUCUUUUUGCAAAGUCAAGAGGGUGAUAUGCCUGCGGCUGAGGUCGGCGAGGAAGCUCCGGAAGUUGGUUUGUUUCAGGCUCAGAUAUGGCGUUUCUUACCGGAGAAGAAGACUCUGCCGUCUGCUGAAUAAUUACCGUCAUACCCGCAAAUGCGAUAAGUCCUAUUGCUUCUGGUAGGGAGUACUCGAAACUCGUGUCAAUGUCUAAUUCUUCUCUCUCCCUCUGUUUUCGGGUUUCUUGUACUUAUUUUUUAGCCAUCUCCAAUCGAAAUUAAAUAUUUUCUGACUCUUUUCUGCACCGAUUGGGUCGGAAGGUUAAAAGAGGAGUGCUAAAAUUACUUAGUCUUACAAUUUCUUUUGUUUAUAUGUAAUUUCAAAGAAAAAAAAAGUGGUGCUUGAACUUGAAAGCAUUAGAAUUUGUGGUAUUAGAUUCACACCCCACAAUUGAUCUUGUUUCCAAGAGUAU
Molecule: messenger RNA, 1042 nt
Organism: Pyrus x bretschneideri (Chinese white pear)
Lineage: Eukaryota; Viridiplantae; Streptophyta; Magnoliopsida; Rosales; Rosaceae
Exons: 1
Coding region: 362-754 (130 amino acids)
Source: RefSeq, a predicted model, not a curated record